Dreissena polymorpha is the source of this 1246-nucleotide messenger RNA. RefSeq lists its product as uncharacterized. The transcript has 5 exons. Bases 67 to 1107 code for a protein of 346 amino acids. NCBI's taxonomy places the organism in Eukaryota, Metazoa, Mollusca, Bivalvia, Myida, Dreissenidae. The record is from RefSeq and is a predicted model, not a curated record.
CUCGGAUUAAAAUAGGCGCACUCUGAUAUUUUUUUCGCAUCUUUACAUGUUUGUGUUUAGUAGAGAAUGAAUUCAAAUUGCAUAAUUGUGUUCUGCGUAUGCAUGUUUUUAUCAGUGCGCACGAUCCGGUGUAUGCCUAAACAAUAUGGCUCCGACGGUGGGUUCCAGUAUCAGGGUGCCCCUUCAGCGCCUAGCACGAGCGGCCUGAGCGACUAUCCUUUUUGGCCGGAUGUCUCGGGUAGUCAGCAGUCGUUUGGUCAAGCCGUGAAGGGCGGCACUAUUUUUGAUGGCGGCGCCGCUGGAGUUGGGGCUAGUUUAGGCGGCGGUGGAGUAAGUUUUGGCGGCGAAAGAGAUAGUUUCGGCGGCGGUGGAGCUAAUUUUGGCGGCGAUGGGGCUGGUUUUGGUGGAGGCGAGUUCGGAGGCGGUUUCAAAUUUUCCGGCGGAUUCGGAUCAGGUGGUGGUAUCGACAGGUACCCGCGUGAGCCACUGCUUAGAGGAAACGGCGAUGAAUUGGGACCAAUCCCCGGAGUUAAGAAUGCGGGAGGCGCCGGAGGUGUGGACGGCGGUAUGGUUUUUGCUGGACAAGAUGGUGGAACAACGGCUGGUGGUUCUACCUCCUUCGGUGGACAAGACGUCGGCUCUCUGAUGAUAGAAAGAAAUUUUGGACCAGGAGGCUUUGCUGGCGAUUUAAGCGGAAACGGAGCAGGAUUGUUCGAUGUAGGUGGCGCCAGGACGCUAGGAGGUUUAGAUGGCGGGUCUGCUGAUUUUGGCGGAUCCGGAAGUGGGACCACAUUCUUUGGUGGUAAUUCCGGCACAGGAGUAAACCGCCCCGACUUCACUGGAGGCGGGGGUUUAAACACCAUCGCCAACAUGAAUGUGGACUUUCCGGGCGAAACCAAUGAUCGAUUUAAAGGUUCGGGAUUAGGCGAGGCGGGCAAAGGAGGCGGGUUUGGCGGAGUGGGCGGGGUUAGUGGCGGAUAUGAAGUAAGCGGGUCCAGCACGCGAGGCGGAGCCGGUGGAAAGUUUGGAGGAUCCGGUUUUAGCGGUUUCGGAAUCGGCGGUGGUCUUUCUCAGUCCGCAUUGGCUCGCCUACGUAAAACGUACUAAUGGAACCUCGCAGACAGUAAGGCGGUACACAAUGCAUCCUCAUCCUGAUGUUCAUGUUGUUUGGAGACCAGCCAUGUGACACCCACGCAUGGCUUGUAUUUAUGUGUAUUUAUGUCUCAAUAAAUGUUUUUCAGUUCAA